Molecule: messenger RNA, 5749 nt
Organism: Globicephala melas (long-finned pilot whale)
Lineage: Eukaryota; Metazoa; Chordata; Mammalia; Artiodactyla; Delphinidae
Gene: EIF4E2
Product: eukaryotic translation initiation factor 4E family member 2
Biological process (GO): translational initiation
Cellular component (GO): cytoplasm; eukaryotic translation initiation factor 4F complex
Molecular function (GO): RNA 7-methylguanosine cap binding; translation initiation factor activity
Source: RefSeq, a predicted model, not a curated record
GACGUUCCGCUGCGCCCCGCGCAACCGGAAGUGGUCGGACCCUAGGCGGAAGGACCUGGCGGAGCGGAAGUCACUCCGUGAGGCAGUGGUGACGGCGGCGGCGAGAGGAUGAACAACAAGUUCGACGCAUUGAAAGAUGACGACAGUGGGGACCACGAUCAGAAUGAAGAAAACAGCACACAGAAAGAUGGUGAGAAGGAAAAAACGGAACGAGACAGGAGUCAGAGCAGCAGCAAGAGGAAGGCUGUUGUCCCUGGGCCAGCAGAGCACCCCCUGCAGUAUAACUACACUUUCUGGUACUCCAGGAGAACCCCUGGCCGUCCCACCAGCUCACAGAGCUACGAACAGAAUAUCAAACAGAUUGGCACCUUUGCCUCUGUGGAGCAGUUCUGGAGGUUUUACAGCCACAUGGUACGUCCCGGGGACCUGACAGGCCACAGUGACUUCCAUCUCUUCAAAGAAGGAAUUAAACCCAUGUGGGAGGAUGAUGCAAAUAAAAAUGGUGGCAAGUGGAUUAUUCGGCUGCGGAAGGGCUUGGCAUCCCGUUGCUGGGAGAAUCUCAUCCUGGCCAUGUUGGGGGAACAGUUCAUGGUUGGGGAGGAGAUCUGUGGGGCUGUGGUCUCUGUCCGGUUUCAGGAGGACAUUAUUUCAAUAUGGAAUAAGACUGCCAGCGACCAAGCCACCACAGCCCGCAUCCGGGAUACGCUUCGGCGAGUGCUUAACCUACCUCCCAACACCAUUAUGGAGUACAAAACCCACACCGACAGCAUCAAAAUGCCAGGCAGGCUGGGCCCCCAAAGGCUCCUUUUUCAAAACCUCUGGAAGCCGCGGUUGAAUGUGCCGUGACCCUCUCCCUCUCUGGAUGGCACCGUCACUGAAGCUGGCAUCGUCGGAGUCUCUUGCUCUGUUGGCGCGCUACCUGGAAGACCCUUCUGUCCCGGACAAGAGGAACCGGAAGAGCAUUUUAUGUUUUAAGAACAGGCUGACACGCAGCAGCUACAACAACAGCUGAGAUCACUUAAUAAAUGGUGCUAAACUAGCUUGUCUCAUGCUCUUGCUCUUUAUGGUGCAUCAAAGAAGUGGCCUUUCAGACUGACUGUCACCAUAUUAAGGAAUGGCACAGACUUCUCCGCGGAGGGCCAUCCGGGGAACGCAGCCUCAUUUCCAUAAGCCCAUUGUAUAACGUCACAUGGUAUUUUGUUCCAGUUCUGCUGAGGUCCGACAUAAUGAGGUGAUAUCUAGCUCUCAAAAUGAGACCCCAUUUUUUUGGUAUUUGAAUUUUAGUUUCCAUCUAGUCAUGCCGAUGACCAGAACAGAGUGAUUUCUGACUUAGAAUUCAGCUUGAAAGUCCGUACGGUUGGAAAGGGGGAUCCUUGGCCUUUGCUUUGCUGACUUUGUAUGUCUUACUUCAAAGAAAUCUCUUGCUUGGAGGUAAAGCCCUGCUUCCGUCUGUGUGCGGCUGUACGUAUAGAGCUUCCUUGCUUUGUGUUAAUGAGGUUUACUCACUGUGCUAAAGCCGCCCAAGCCACAAGCUCUUUGCCAGCCUUCUCCCUUCUGCUGUCACCUUAGAGCCAGAUCAUCUUCCUCUUUGAGCUCGCCCUGCUUGCACGGUCUCAAGGUUCUAGCCCUUCCCUUCCUCCCAGUCCCCAGGGUUGUUGUGCAUCAGGACCUGGGGUGGGGAGAUGUCUUUGUCCUGCUUGAGUGUGCUCCUUAGGGCAUCUGACCACACAUAGCACAUACCAGCCCCUCAUGUGCUUUGUGGCUUGGCAUGUAUGUGCUACAGCUCGGCCUUCAGGCCCCUAACCUGCAUGUAGAAUUUCAGCAAGCCUUACGUUACUUUAGGCUUUCUGAGGAGCUACCACCAAAACCAGAAGUGAAACACUUGCCCGCACUAGGCCAGGUUGCCUGAUCGCGCCUGUGAAGGUGGCUGUGGGCGUAACGUGGAGUUUGCCAGAGUGGCUGUGCGCUUCCAUUAUGGCAGCAGCGCCCUGAGCUAUACCAUCCUCACUGACCAUCGGGCUCCACGUGACCUGGGAUCCCACAGAACACACACUGGGACUAGAGCGCCUUGGGCUCAGCAUCCUGGAGGUGUUCGUGUCGUUGCUUUUUUCUGUUAUGUACCCCAAACUGGGUGAAGGACCUAGAAGAUGGAGACUUGCUGAUGUAUGGAAACGCCUGUUCUCUCUGUUUUCAGCGUUUGUCAAAGCAUUACCUUCUAUGGCCCUUUCCCUCUUGCCUUCCACUGUAAUGUUACAUGUAUUGACCUUAAUUUCAGCUAAUGUAACUGGUCCAGGGGAUGAGCUUGAUGUCACCUUCCAAAGUAAGAGUUGAUGAGAAAGCACCAAACUGACCGUGAGACCCCUGUGAUCCUUGCCACAUCUGAGCAGAAACCGGAACUGUUCUGCUUUGCUCUGCUCCUUGUGGCUCUCCCACAGGUGUGGCUCUGUUUGAGCCAAGGAACUGGAGCUGCUUGGACUUGAGAAUUCCGGGGAAAUGAGGAAAGAGCCGCAGUUCUCUCCCAGCUGCUCUGGAGAUUAGGGCUCCUGGAAAUGGUGAGGGGAAUUUUUUAGGGGUGGCUUAGAUUUCUCAGUCAAGCGUACCUCCACCUUGCUCUGUUUCAGUCCAGUCUCCGGUGUCCUUUUUCAACUAUCUGGUUUUCCCAGGCUUCCCCUGAUCACACUGCUUGUGGCCUUUUCCUGCUGCACUCCCGAGAGGCUGAUGCUGCGCACAGGGCGUGACGAGCUGCUUUGCUGCAGAGGGGAUGCUGCCUACUGCCUCGUACCCUUGCUUAUUGCCAACAGUUAGCCCCUUAAGGGUGCGUGGGUCCCACUGUGAAACUGGUUCAGUUGAGUGUUAGCUCAGGGGUGUGGCUCUUUCUAAUGAGGCCAGUCAUAGCUGAGAUUACAGAGAUUUGGGUCCUUGCAGGCAUCAAAUGAUUCACUGUAUCUGCCACUUUGAGGACAAUCUCAUAACACAGCCAGACUUGCGACCCAGCAUCACGGGACCACAGGAUAAGACUUGGGGCGCAGAGCCAUAUAGAGCAGCAGUGCCUCUUGUGAGGAAAUUCCUCUUUGGAGUAGUCUCUUGAGUCCCUUCGUGCCUCUGGCCUGGAAUGGGAGAGGGAAGACAGGGCCAGCUGCACUCAGUGGGCCACAGUGUUGGGAAGACUGACCAGGCCCCUCUGCAGAGAGAGCUGAGGGUAGGUGACUUCUCUUUAUUCAUUUAUUCUAGAGGAGAAACGGGUCGAAUCACGGGGACUUCACCACAUCUAGAUUUCAUUGUAUUUAAACAUUGAACUUCGUAGGCAAGAACCAACCAUCCCUUCUCUUGCCAUGGCUAAAUCAUAGCCAGGUGGCACUGGGUCAUACCAGCAUAAUUGCUGGACUUUGCAUUUGUGAAAUGUUCCCCCAUGCUGAUGUUCAAGGUAAAGCCCAGACUAGCAGGAGGCCAAGUUCGUCCAUGAGUAUGAGGGCCAGCUGAGUGCAAGGCUGUGAACUGAGAUUUGGGCCAGAGUAGGGGCAAGUACAGAGUUACACAGAAAUGAGAUCUCUGCUCUCAGAGUUUGCUUUCUGGUAAGUGAGCUGGCAAAAGGUGGUCUUUAAAGGACUCAUGGUUAUCCUGUCAUUUGAAUCUGUUUAGAAUGCCCUGUAGGCUAUAUUAAUCUCAUGGUAAUUUAAAAAAGAAUAUUUUUUUAAGAAAUUCAAUUUACAUGACAGUUUUAACAUUUAACUUGUUCUUUCUUUACCUUUAAAAGAAACAAGUUUUAAUAUUACUAAUAUGCCUGAUGGAAAAUAGCUAGAACAUUCGCACCUAGUUUUAGGCGUUUGAUUUGCCUCUUAGUCAAGCAUUGGCCUGUGAGAACCAGCGAUUGUACCAGUGACUCUGACCAGCUAUCUUAUCUCCACUGAAUCCAUAUGAGGAAACUUCUUUGCCCACAUUCUUCAUGUUGAAGUUUUUACAUAUGAAGAAAAUACUGCUGAAGAAAAUGGGAGGGCAGUUUAAUACUAAACUGGAUUAGAGGGGACUCUGACAUCCCCAUUUCUGAAGGUUCUUGACACAGAACUUCUGUUUGGACUAGUGUAGGGCUUUCUGGAAACAAAAGGAUAAAUGAGGUGAAGCUUCAACACAGCCUUGUAAUUUCUUGUUGACACCUAAAUUGCUUAAAUAGAAUUUAAGUCUCACCUUUAGAGCAAGAGAGGGGUUUCCUGGGUCGUUGCCCAAGCGUCAGAGUUUGCUUUCUCCUUAUCUCCAUUUGUGAAGAGUGAAAUGACCUUCUGACAUCACUCGUGGACUCUCAAAGUUCAUCACGUUACCAUCUCUCCAGAAGGAGCUGUGAAGCAGAUGUCUUUCUGUGGAAACUGAGUUUGUGAAUUGAUAAAGACUGGCAUGCUUAUUGGGUGCUCUUCCAUUUUCCUUCAGUUAACGUACCUGUAUCAGUAUUUUGGCAGUACUCUCUCUGAAGAAACCAUUAACUUCAGAUCAAUCUCUUAUUCUGAGAGAUACAUCAUUAACUUAUAAAUGCUGCUGUUUACAAGAGGGAAAUACUAAUGAAACUGAUGUGAAUAUUGCCUGGAAGAAUGAAUUUGUUGUGCCAGGUCUCUGUAUUUAAUCCCUUCCUAUUUAAAAAAAGAAAAGCUAUCUGUAGGAGACCUACUGAUAAAAUAUAUUUUAGUGGUCAUAAUAUUAAACCUGCAGUGAGCUAAUAAUUUAGCACAUUAAACCCUAUAUGUUGUCACCAUGGGUAUAUCACCCCUUUAAACCAAGAAUGGAAUAAUUGACAGUAAGGAGUUUUAGAUUUAAAGGCACCAAAUUACCCAUUUUAUAUCUAAUUCCCAGGGAAGUUACCUGACACUUUGUCCCUAAGUGGCUGAAAAAUGGUUAAGGCAAACAGGAAGGACAUAAGCUCCUCUCAGAAAACUUGAGGUGCGUUAGGGCUUCCAGAUACACAGGGCAUCUAGCUUUCUCCUGGUUUUUGGCCAGCAGUCACCAAGGCCCUGGUCUUUGUGGAGCAUCAUUCCAAGAGACUCUACCCUCAGUCACAUUUCUUAUCCCUUUCUAACUCCAAUUUCUAAAUUAAGUUAAUAAGCAUUAAAGUUGUGUUGAGCAUUGGCCCUUGGAAAUUUUGAGCUGCUGUGACAUAAUACAACUUAAUUUUAAGAUAAUAGUUACUUGGGUAUUAUCAGAAACACGUAACCUGAUAAGAAUUUGGGUCUGAGUUUAGAAGGGUCAGAAGGUUGGAAAUACGAAAGCAGAUGAAGUGGUGUAAUUUCCUCAUUGCGUCUUUGGACACUGUAAUGCUGUUGGGUACCUGCCUUUACCGUCAGGGUGAGGCCUGAUGAAGAAAGAUAGUUUCUGCCACCUGUCCUCACGUCCCCAAGGCAGAAAGCACGGCUGCCCUUCGCCUCAGUGAAUUGGAGGUGUCUCCCAUGGUGGGUGAGCUUAGCUCUGACCUCACUGGUCUCCCCUGUAGACUUGUUGAAGGAGUGGCUAGAAGAACGUGCAAAUCCUCUAGGGAGUAGUAAGGGCCAGACUUAGCCAGGAGACGAGCCAGCUGCCCCUGAAAGGUGCCGGCCACCCCGCUAAGCUAAGAGGAAACUCUAGGAGGGGAACCUCACUGCUGUGCUUCCAGGUAUCGGUGGGCUCCACUUGACCUUGAGGGUAUCUGAAAUGGGGUGUGGGUUUAUCUUGUCUGUUCUCUCUUUGUUAAAAAGCCUUUGAUCUGAAUGUACUAUUGUGUUUUUUGUCUCUG